Molecule: messenger RNA, 548 nt
Organism: Amoebophrya sp. A25
Lineage: Eukaryota; Dinophyceae; Syndiniales; Amoebophryaceae
Source: the annotation of a GenBank genome assembly
CAAUUAUGUAAGACCUUCUAUUUGAUUCUCGUGGAAGCGAGUACGUAAGACCGAACAAGUUUGUGUCUUGUUUAAGUGAGUGGAAUUCCUUCGAGAGAGCUUAUUUUUUCUAUCUUGACCAUAAGCAGAGGGGUCGCGACCUCUCUGUCUCCUACAGGCAAACAGAAUUCAAUAUCUUGAAAUUAUUCAAACAGCCGCAUCAGUUAAGUUCUUCAGUAUUAGGCUCCAUUUCAAUGCAACUCAAGCAAGUACAUUCCAGGUCAAGCUGCAGAGCUCAAAUCCUAGUAACAAGUAAUUCUGCAAGUGGGAUCCACCUUAUCGCGAUCAGAGUUACGUCUAAGCCCUGAAUAAAGUUCCAAGAAUGAAAAAAAGUUGCUGCAUUAAGUUCCUACAUUUAUCAACAGUAAUCCAUGUCUACGAGAGAAAACGCAGGUGGCAGUUCAGUGAAAAAAUCAAAAGUAAAACGACCUAAUAGUUACAAUGUCGAUGCUACCGAUCUGAAAGAGAAUAAGACUCUGCAGAGCUCAGAUAAUCAUAAAGAAUCUCCG